GCGCUCACCUACCCCGCCAUUAUGACAGCCCUCUCAACCUACCCCAUCCUGCUGUAGAUUCCUUGAGGACCCCCGAAUGAGCUCUCACGUCCACGGCUGGCAACGUCCCCGAACAGCCCAGCGACCGCCAUGACCUCCGUCUUCUCCUCCCUCGUGCGGCCGCCCAAGUCGCGGCCUGGCUCAGCAAGCCAGACUGCCUCCGAAAGCCUCACCUCUUCAUGCCCCGCCUCCGAUGAUAUCGAAGACCCCAACCUGCGCGAGCUGAACGCCGCGCUCCAAGGCCUGACCGACAUCUUCCCCGACGUCCAGCCGGAAGUCUUCCGCGAGAUGCUCAACUCUUUCAGCGAGGAGAGCAGGCUACAGGUUGUCACUGAGGCGCUGCUGAAACACGGCGCGAAAUGGGUGCGCGGGCGGUACAGGAUGCCCGCGGAGGUGGAAGAGCAGCGGGCGGUGGCGCACGAAUACAAGUACCGGAAGGCAGAUGCCCAGGAGGAUACACGGGGUGCACCGCUCGCUCUGGAGGACAAAUUCAGGUCGCGCAGCUAUAAGGAAGCGGCCAAGGAGGCGCUGUAUCAUGAAUUCAAGGGCUUGAGUCAUUCUACGAUCAAGGCGGUGCUGGCCGAGUACAAUUGGAGCUAUACACAGGCGAGGCCUACGCUGCUGGUGCUGUCGAGCAAGAGCUGGCGAUCGAGCAUCACCAACUUCUUCAUGAGGAGGAAGCCGCCGAACCCAAAGGAUCACCCGCUCGUCAUGUGGCUGGCUGCGGACCCGAAGACCGGCCGUGGGAGGAAGCCGCUGCUAGUGAAGACGAAGAGUCGGGAGCUAGACCGAGAGCUGUACGAUACCUUGAUCGUGCCGGAGCUUGAGAGGCAGCGGCGAGAGCAGGUUCAGCAAGAUCUUGAGCUGGCUUUGAAGUGGAACGAAGAGGAGGCGGAAAAGGAAGGCGAGAUGUACGAUUGCGAAUGCUGCUUUAUUCCGAAUACGCUCCAGCAAAUGUCAACAUGCGACGUCGAGGGCCACUAUAUUUGUUUCCGCUGUAUACAGCACGCCAUCAAUGCGGCGCUAUACGACCAGGGCUGGGCGCGCAACAUCAACACCGACUUUUGCACGCUCAAGUGUAUUGCACCUGUGACGGACGGCAUCGAGGACUGCCCAGGCUGCGUACCGCGGCCAUUCAUCAAGCGCGCUCUGCUAGAAGAAAAGGACGGCGGGGACGCGUUCAAUAAGCUCAAUGAACGCCUUUCCGGCGAAACCCUCAUGAAAUCACAGCUCCCACUCAUCCGAUGCCCUUUCUGCCCGUACGCCGAAGUCGACGAUCUAGCGCUGCCGGAUACGGAUCUGCUUGCGACGCUGCGGGUGAAAAGGCGACCCCUCAUCCUAGCAUCCGUACCCGUCCUCGAGCUGCUCUGCUUCCAGGCCGCUCGUGUGGUCCUAUCGUUCCUUUUACUCUUCCUCUCCUUCGCAGUCCUCAUCAACUGCGCGCUCCCAAAACCACUUCCGCUAUUCGCUCCCUUCCAAUCCGCCCUCCGCCGCAUCCACCUCAAGCGCCGCGGUCUCCGCUUCCAAUGCCUCUCGCCAACCUGCAGCCGCACAUCCUGCCUCUCCUGUUCUGCGCCCUGGCACGAUCCGCAUACUUGCUACUCCAGCCAACUCACCUCGCUCCGCCUGACGCUCGAACGCGCAACCACCGACGCCGUCAAACGCACCUGCCCACAAUGCAAUCUCGGCUUCGUCAAGGCUGAAGGCUGCAACAAGCUCGUCUGCCUCUGCGGGUACUCCAUGUGCUACGUCUGUCGGGAAGGUCUGGCGGAACAGGGCUACAAGCACUUCUGUCAACAUUUCAGGGAGCGACCGGGUGAGGCGUGUAGGGAGUGUGAUAAGUGCGAUUUGUAUCGCGUGGAGGAUGAGGAUGCUGUUGUAAAGCGGGCAAGGGAGAGGGCGGAGAGGGAGUGGUGGGAGCAGCAGGGUGAGGGUGUGGGAGGGGGGUUGAAGAAGGAGGUCGGGAAGGGAGGCGCAGGGUUUGAUGGUCCGAAGGGGGCGUGGAUGAGGUGGAAGGACUGGGAGGCUGGGAUUGAGAGGCUGGUCGAGGCUGUUGUGGUGUGAGGGUGGUUUUGGACAUCCAUUCUCUCGUCUGAGGGAUAUCCACGGGGGAGGCGUCCGGUUUAGAUGCGAUAAGAUACCCCUUCAUUCUUCUUCCCGAUUGACUGCCGCAUUUGCCUUCUGCUGUUAAAAAGUCCUUCGCAAAAGUAGGCCUCAAAUCUCAACGAGGCUGUGGCAUCCUUCG
Molecule: messenger RNA, 2284 nt
Organism: Trematosphaeria pertusa
Lineage: Eukaryota; Fungi; Ascomycota; Dothideomycetes; Pleosporales; Trematosphaeriaceae
Exons: 1
Coding region: 130-2103 (657 amino acids)
Source: RefSeq, a predicted model, not a curated record